CUUUGCCUUCCCCCAUUCAUCACCUUCCCAUUUAUAUAUACAUUCCUUACAAAUAACACAAAGAAAGAAAAAGAAAGAAAGAUAGAAAUCAUGCCUUGCACUCCUCCAAAGACCACAACUCAACACCACAGACUCACAAACAUCAUCAUCACCACCACCAACAACAACAACAACAACAAGGUGGCAGACAGAUGCACAGCACAUGCAGUGCCGGAGCCGGUGGCAAAGUACCAUGAACACACCGCAAGCUCAGGCCAGUGUUGCUCGGCGGUGGUGCAAACAGUGGCAGCUCCGGUGAACACUGUCUGGUCAGUUGUUCGCAGGUUUGAUAACCCACAAGCUUAUAAACACUUUGUCAAGAGUUGUCACCUCAUCGUCGGCAACGGAGAUGAUGUUGGGAGUCUCCGGGAGGUGAGAGUGGUCUCUGGCUUGCCGGCGGUGACGAGCAUGGAAAGGUUGGAGAUUUUGGAUGAUGAAAAACAUGUGUUUGGGUUUAGAGUGGUGGGUGGUGAACAUAGGUUGAAUAAUUACCGGUCGGUGACGACAGUGCAUGCUGCGGCGGCGCCGGCGGGUGGGACGGUGGUGGUGGAGUCGUAUGUAGUUGAUGUGCCGGCCGGGAAUACGAUGGAGGAUACUAGAGUGUUUGUGGAUACUAUUGUUAAGUGUAAUCUUCAGUCUUUGGCGAGGACGGUGGAGAGUUUGGUGAAGAGUGGUGGCGCCGGUGAGGGUGGAUUCCGGCGAGGUGGUGGAGUUUUGGCAGCUUAAUUAGGAAUUAUCAACCAAAGUUAUGU
Molecule: messenger RNA, 791 nt
Organism: Dioscorea cayenensis subsp. rotundata (Guinea yam)
Lineage: Eukaryota; Viridiplantae; Streptophyta; Magnoliopsida; Dioscoreales; Dioscoreaceae
Product: abscisic acid receptor PYL4-like
Exons: 1
Coding region: 91-765 (224 amino acids)
Biological process (GO): abscisic acid-activated signaling pathway
Cellular component (GO): cytoplasm; nucleus
Molecular function (GO): signaling receptor activity; protein phosphatase inhibitor activity; abscisic acid binding
Source: RefSeq, a predicted model, not a curated record